Molecule: messenger RNA, 2103 nt
Organism: Oncorhynchus gorbuscha (pink salmon)
Lineage: Eukaryota; Metazoa; Chordata; Actinopteri; Salmoniformes; Salmonidae
Product: homeobox protein Nkx-2.4-like
Exons: 2
Coding region: 129-1163 (344 amino acids)
Biological process (GO): regulation of transcription by RNA polymerase II; cell differentiation
Cellular component (GO): nucleus
Molecular function (GO): RNA polymerase II cis-regulatory region sequence-specific DNA binding; DNA-binding transcription factor activity, RNA polymerase II-specific
Source: RefSeq, a predicted model, not a curated record
UCUCCAAGGCGAUCCAUUGGAAAUCUCAGACGGACUCACAAGUACUCUUGUAGGUGUCCUGCAGCAGAGACACAACACUACGGUCGGACUUGUUCCGCGUUCAGCCAAAUUCACCUGCGGGCUAAACCAUGUCCUUGAGCCCAAAGCACUCAACUCCCUUCUCAGUGACAGAUAUUUUAAGCCCGAUCGAGGAGACCUACAGAAAGUUUGGAGGCAUGGACAGUACAGGGAACCUCGCGUCUUCGCUGGGCGCAUACCGACAAACUCAGGUGUCUCAACCGGGCAUCCAGCAGCACGCCAUGUGCCAUAAUACCGGGGUGGGGAGCACCUAUCACAUGCCACACAGCGUCUCCCAAUUUUCCAGUGCCAUAGGAGGCUACUGUAAUGGGAGCAUCGGGAAUAUGGGAGACCUCCCGUCUUACCAAGACACAAUGAGAAACGGCGCAGCAGCAACUGCGUGGUAUAGCGCAAACACCGAACCCCGCUACCCAACAAUUUCUAGAUUCAUGGGGGCUACCACUGGGAUGAACAUGACCGGGAUGGGGACAUUGGCAGGGAUGGAUGCCACCAAAUCCAUGGUCACCUUACACUCUGCGCCCAGGAGAAAACGACGGGUGCUCUUCUCUCAGGCCCAGGUGUACGAGCUGGAGAGGCGCUUUAAGCAGCAGAAAUACCUGUCGGCACCCGAGAGAGAACACCUGGCAAGCAUGAUCCACCUGACACCGACCCAGGUAAAAAUUUGGUUUCAGAACCACAGGUACAAAAUGAAACGCCAGGCAAAGGACAAAGCGAACCAGCAGAUUCAACAGGAGAACGGCAGUGUGUGCCCACAGCAACAGUCACCGAGGCGGGUAGCAGUCCCGGUUCUCGUGAAGGAUGGCAAACCCUGCCAGAACGGGUCAAGCAUAACGACGUCUGGGCAACAGCAGGUGCAGCAGCAGCAGAACGUGUCCGGUGGUGCGAUGACGGCAUCGGGAAGUGUGGUGGUUAAUCACCAUAAUCAGCAGGUGAAUAAUCCGUUAUCAUCCGAAGAAUUGGAGGAAAUGUCCCCCAGUUCCCCUAUCCUACACAGCCAGAUAAACAUGGCUCAGACAGACGCGGCUCUCCUCGAGUACACCAAUAACAUGGUCAGUUCAAACCUGCUUUAUGGCAGAACUUGGUAAAAGGGAUAAACCUGCCAUUUUAUAUUUUCAUUCUGGAGAAUACAUCAAGUGGAUUUUAAGACGAACAAAAACAUCGGGAAGGACAGUGGUCGUUGGUGACAUGGACAACAGAAGCACCAUACUUCCUUGACAUUUGAGAGGUGCAUAGACCACCUAUUUUUAAGAAAGUCGACCGUGCGUGUUUUACUUUGAAAGAGUUUUUGAAAAAAAAAAAAUGAGACUCCAAGCACUCGGUGACGGUGUGAAGGGAGUGAAGUUUUAUUGGUUGGAAUUAAAUUCUUUAAGGACACAUUGAGGGUAUCAGGCCAAAGUAUUGUAAUAUUUCGAUGAAUGAACCUGAACUGUAUAUAUAGUUAACACAUUUCAUGUGACAGUGAUUGUUUUUAAACUAAAUAUUUCUUCGUUCAUUUUUUGUAAAUUACAAAUGUGAUGGCUGCAUAGCAUACAUAUAUACACAUCACAAUCCAGUUGAACUAACAAUAAAUUGCUUGACAUGUAAGCAUAUCUGCUUAUUCAUGUGGCACAUGCGGAUGUAACGAAGUUCACCUGUAGGUUAUAGCGCAAUUUUGAUUAAGACGUUGGCCUAAUGCAAUUAUUUGUUAUUAGUCCUUAUCACCCAAUUAUUGAACGAAAGAGUCAAAAUAUAAAUGCCAAUAUUUCUUACCGUUACAAGCAGGCCUGGUUAAGUAAACAAAUAUUUAAGCACGUAGUCUAUAGCAUGAUAAAGUCCCAAAAUGCAAGACUAUUUGCAGGAUAUUUAAAUGGACCGUGACUGAUUUGACCAAACAAUGGAAAACAAAGAUGAAAGGCGAGAAUUUUUUAACUACUGUAAUAACUGGAGCUCAAUUGUUGUUUCACAUUUUCAAUAAAUAUAAUUUGUUAUUCGUGGGCUCUUUGAUUUGAACAUUUGAAAUAUAAGCACGCAAAAAUGUUAACUAUU